Messenger RNA from Seminavis robusta, 3141 nucleotides. NCBI's taxonomy places the organism in Eukaryota, Bacillariophyta, Bacillariophyceae, Naviculales, Naviculaceae. The record is from the annotation of a GenBank genome assembly.
GCUUUUCGAGUUCCGUGAACUGCUAAAUUCGCUACGAGUGUGACACUCGACGAGAUCGUCCUUCCUUCGCACACUUGCAAUUCACACAAACUUGAGAGGACAAAGACGCAAAGGCCCUCUCUUGCAAAAGCAUUUGAAACGAUGAAAUUACUAACAGGAUUCCUCGUGAUGUCUCUUGUCGUUGGCUCGACCAGCCAAGGUUUGUAUUUUGACAACGAAGACCAAACGGUGAUCAAGCUCGCGGGGUUGUUUGACACUUCGAAUUACGUCUGGGGCCCCGACGUCUUUGCAGUUACGGUCCAGCUGAUCAAUCAAGGAUGGUGGGACGUCCUAAAUCCAGGGGAUCGAUUGGAAUACGACUUGCGAAACACAGCCUGCGACGAAACUACCGCAGUUCGAAGCUACUGGGGGCUCCGAUCCGCCAAUGGGAACAAACCUAUGCAUGGGAUUAUUGGAGCCCGCUGCUCUGGCGCCUCCAUUUCUUUGGCUCGCGUUGCCGGCCUUGAGGCUGUUCCACAGCUCUCCCCUGCUAGCACUUCAUCUUUGCUCUCCAACAAAUAUGAGUUCCCAAGCUUUUCGCGGAUGGUCGCCCCAAACAAUGAAAGAGGCGAAGUUGGGGCAUUGAUUGCCAUGAUGCGAGUGUUUGGCUGGGAGCGUAUUGGAAUCCUUGCCACCGAUACUCAAUACGCCAAGGACUUGGUCAACGACUUGAGGAGCUCAUGGGUAGGAGACCACGACGACUGGCUCGGCCAGGUUGCUUUUAGCGAUGUCAUUCGUCUCACGCAAGAUGGAUUGGUAGACGGUGACUCUGUGCUCCAGGUGCUUGAGAACAUACCCACUGACCCAAGUAUCACUUCUCGAGUCAUCUUCUUGGCGGCCCACCAAGAACAUGCGUUCGCAAUCCUCAAAGAAGCGAAUAUACUCCUCAACCCAGAGACAAUUUUUGUUGGACCGUCCUCCUGGGCUCCCCGAGAUGAUGUCAACAAUCACGGGUGGCUUCCUCGCACGCCAGGAUACCUCGGACUAGCACCCUUUCGCAAUCGCGAUCAGGUUUACGAGGAUUUCAUGAACGAGCUACAAAAGUAUCAGCGCGAGAACGGAAAAGAGAUCCUUGAUGAACUGCCAACGUUUGCUGCCGAGACAGUUGAUGCCAUCCGGGCCAUGGCGUAUGCCAUUGUGAUGUCCGAUGAUCGAAGUGACGGUGACGCGGUUGUUCGGAUUCUCCGUGAGCUAGUGUUCGACGGAGUCAGUGGCAAGGUUGCUUUCACAGCUGAGGGUGAUCGAAAGGAUCCAAAGUACUCUUUGUUCAACGUACAGCAUGACGGCAGCAAGUUCGUCUGGAAAGACAUUGGAGUAGCAGGCACAAAUUUUAGCUCGGCAAACCUUGACAAGGGUUUUCAGGACGUCUGCUUUGCAGGGAUGGGUUGUGGGCUGGCUCUACCACCAGACGACACCUACCCUCCUCUGCCCUACGAAAUGCCCAUUUGGGCGAUCUUUCUGAUCCUCUUCUUGAUUGCCGUCCUGGUGGCUCUACUUUUUAUGACAGCAAAGUAUUACAGGAGUCGUCGAUCAAAGCGGAACAUCAAGGCAGAGUUGAAUGCAUUGCGUGAUUCCGUAGUCGGCAUGAGAACCGCAACAUGCCAGUUCGUCCCAAAGGUUGUCCGGAAGGGAGGUGACGUUGAACAAGGAAUGGGUGGAACUGUAUCUGCUGCUCCAAUCCAGACUCCGAAGUGGAUGUGGCAGGAGACGUCGUACGCGAUGAGUCAGCAUGCCCCCGACACAAUCUACGAUGCCAAUGAUUGUUGGAUACUUUACGCUGGCAAAUGUAGCAAGAAGAUUGAAGCUGCUUACACGAAGGGAUCGAAAGACUACUCUCCCCUUCCAGGAUACGUGAUUGAUUUUGCGAGUAUGGAGCAGAUAAAGAACUCGACAGGAUACAAGCGACGUGUACAAAGAGUCCUCGAAGCUGAUGGAGGUACUUCGAAAGCAAUCGACCUACAUGCAAUCGAGUUUGGUGAGGAAUUCCCAGCUGAAUUGCAUGGUGAGCCUCGAAUGAUUUUGUGUGAAGGCGACAUCAUCCAGAUAUCCAAGCAACGAGAGGAUGACUUUGCAUUUGGGCGAAAGCUUCACCAAACUGAUGAAGCCAUGGCGCGUCAACUUGUUGCUGUCGCCCUCAACGGGGCCUCGUCUGACGACGACAUUAUAACGACUGAUAGUGGAUGGUUCAUGAUGAGCAAAACAAAAAUUUGUUCUAGUGACGACCUCGCCCCACUCCAGCAAACUGUUGGAGACUCCUCGGCUUUGGACGCGCCCAGUCACUGGGACAAAACAUCAGAUCCUUCAGUUGUGCAGAAGCACCAACUUCUUCCAGGUGACCAUGAACGGAUGGAAGUGGAGGCGGCCUUUCUGUCAACUCUCAGCCCCGGAACAAAGAUUGAAAGAGUUGAAAGAGUUCAGCAUCUCGCGAUGUGGCAAUCGUACGCGAUCAAACGCCAGACGAUUUGCAAUCGAGCGACCUGUGAACCAAAGAGAGCUCUGGAGAGAUUCGAACGCAAAUGGCUCUUCCAUGGAACGAACAAGGAGGUCAUGGACAAAAUAUUGCAGCAGGGUUUCAAUCGCAGCUUUUGCGGGAAAAACGCGACCUUGUACGGGAAAGGCGUCUACUUUGCGAGAGACGCGAGCUACUCAGCCCAAAAAACAUACGCCGUUCCAGACCGACAAGGCAAGCAGUACAUGAUGGCUUGCAGGGUUGUAGUUGGCGAGUAUUGCUACGGAAAGACCAAUGUUUUGACUCCAGAUGUGCGCGAUCGGAAGACGAUGCAACUUUACGACAGCACAGUCGAUUCCACCCUCGACCCGUCUAUCCACGUUAUAUUCCACGAUGCCCAAGCCUAUCCUGAGUAUCUGAUUUCAUUCAAGAGUCCGUAGAGUCAUGAAGCACAAAAGUGGGCCAAAGAACCGCUGCAGAUUCCAACUACAUCCGGAGUGUGCCAAAUUCAAAGAAUGGAGGGUUAUGACUGCGUGUCAGCUAGUCUAGUUUACAAUUCCAAAUAGAUUAUCAUGUCAAAGCCAGGAGCACCAGUUGCUAGCUAGCUAGUGGGGCUUUUUCAUAGUAUCUUCACGUUUCGUUUGGUCGCGAGG